This is a messenger RNA of Maniola jurtina (meadow brown), 7335 nucleotides long. Its product is annotated as cadherin-23. Gene Ontology annotation, molecular function: cadherin binding; calcium ion binding. Lineage: Eukaryota; Metazoa; Arthropoda; Insecta; Lepidoptera; Nymphalidae. The record is from RefSeq and is a predicted model, not a curated record. The coding region runs from base 344 to 6007 and encodes 1887 amino acids. Gene Ontology annotation, biological process: homophilic cell-cell adhesion. Gene Ontology annotation, cellular component: catenin complex; plasma membrane. The transcript is spliced from 29 exons.
CAACAAGCCAGUCGAAGUCAACUCGUCAAAUACGACGCGCGGCACUGUGGUGACCGUAAACUCGGAAGUGCAGUGUAUAACCAGCCUUAUUGACGUUUUAUUUGAAUUUCGGUUUUCUUUUUUUUUUAAUAAAAGGACUGCCAAGGAUUCUUGGAAAUUCGUAAGUAGGUACCCGCGAGUCAACUGCACUGUAUAAUACUUUACUAGAAGAAAUUAAAUAGUCUCACUUUCGCCCGUACAGCACGCGCACCGAAUUUUCUCACGGAGAAACCGUGCGAAGGAAAAUACUAAGAAAAUGUUCUUUACCACAAUAAGAAGCAAAACCCGAUGCGGCAGGUGAACCAUGAAAGGGUUACGAAUUUCAAGCAAAAAUGCGAAGACGCUACCACGUGUGAGAUUAAAAUCAGAGCAUUACAGAUGUAUCCAAGGUGUGCUUUGGUUGCUGCUUGGUCUCCAACUCGUAGCAGCCAACAGGCCACCGCGGUUCCUCAUUGAUGGACGUUCAGAAAUUGUUAUAAGGUUAAAAGAAGGACCUGAUACUCCUGUAGGUAGUUUAAUAUACAGGUUAAGGGGUAUUGACCCCGAUGGAGACGCGUUACGUUUCGGUAUACGGGAGCAAGUCGGUAGUGAUAUAAUAAGAAUAGAAGCCAUUUCUUCCAACGAAGCUAAUAUUUAUUUAGUUAAGGAAUUAGAUAGAGAGGUGCGUGAUGAAUAUUCGUUUGUGCUAACGCUCACAGACGGCCAUUUGGGGGACGGGAACUUCAUUACGCAAAGCUUUCUGCUAUUAGUAGAGGAUGUGAAUGACAACGAACCCGUGUUUAAGCCCUACCCCUCAGCAAUAACAGUCAAGGAAGAUGCGCCCCCUGGUGUGUUGUUCACGGUCGAAGCGACUGAUCUUGAUGAAGGCGCUUAUGGACAAGUACUAUACAAUUUGCAAGAACUCGACGGUGAUGUAGACAAUUUCGCAAUACAAACGGUGAACGGCAAAGGUGUGAUACGUCUAACAAAUCGUUUGGAUUAUGAGCGCAAGUCGCUUUACCAACUGCGGGUGCUGGCGGUGGACAGAGCUAACCAGGGCCGCGUGAACACGGGCACUGCGGCUGUGCUGGUGAAAGUCCAGGAUGUUGAGGACCAGCCACCAGAGUUUGUGGUUGCCAGCCCUGUUACGAGGAUAAGUGAAGAUGCAGCUGUUGGAACUUCUGUGUUGCAAGUGCGAGCCAUUGAUGGUGACAGGGGCAUCAACAACCGCAUCUCCUACAGCAUCAUAUCAGGUGGUGAAGAGCACUUUGACAUUGACAGCAGUUCAGGCACAGUAUACACUGUCAGCCCCCUGGACAGAGAAGACCCUAAUAAUAGCAAUGGAGCUUAUAUACUGGAAAUUUUGGCUACUGAGGAGUCUCACACUGUGUCCCCAUUACCCAGUGCUACCACAGAAGUGACAGUCAUCAUCACAGAUGUGAACGACGAGAAGCCCAGGUUCAGGAGCCUGAGAUAUGUUGGUGAGGUGAUAGAGAACGCUCAGCAAAAUACACCUAUUACAUUCCUACAAGAUGGUGUCCCAGAGGUGUUUGACUAUGACCAAGGUAAAAAUGGAACAUUUGAACUUUACUUAGUAGGUGACAAUGGCGUAUUUGAUGUCACACCUUUCAAAGGAAUCAAUGAAGCAUCGUUUCUAAUAAGAGUGAACAAUCCAUCAUACUUGGAUUAUGAGAAAGUGACUGUGAUGAAUUUUAGUAUAGUUGCCAAAGAGAUUGUAUCCAAAGAUCCCAAAAUGAGUGUUGUCCCAAUGAUGGUACACAUAAAGGAUGAUAAUGACAACUUCCCUGAAUUCACUGAGUCUCUAUACACUGUGUCCAUACCGGAGAACUGUGGGGUUGGCACUACUGUUGCAUGGGUGCAGGCCUUUGACCAGGAUUCUGAUAAUUAUGGCACUAGGGGCAUUCGAUACACCAGUUUAGGAGGCAGCAUUGCUCAUUUAUUGUUCCUUAAUCCGAUAUCAGGCGUUAUAACAGUAAAGGAGGCGGGUGACGACAGCUUCGACCGAGAACUGGUCUCCAGGCAUUACCUUACUGUGGAGGCAAGAGAUGAUCAGGGUAAAGGGAACCGGAACACUGUUCAACUGAUAAUAAACAUAGAAGACGUGAACGACAACGCGCCGAUGUUUCUCGCCAACAAGUAUGAAGCGAGGCUGUUGGAGAACGAGAAAGAAUUUGAAAACCCACUCGUUUUGGAGGCAAGAGACAUCGACUUAAAUGGUACAAAAAACAGUCACAUAGAAUAUUCAAUAGUAGAGAGCGAUUACAGACGCAACUUCUCAAUAGAUCGUUACCUAGGCAUCAUCACGCCGGUCGGCGGUCUAGACUUCGAACAGAUACCUGGCGAUAACAGUAAUAUUCGACCCAUACAUUUAACUGUUAAAGCCCGAGAUUUUGGCAUACCGCCCCUUUCGUCGACCGUGCCUGUCACGAUAUACGUGCAAGACGUCAACGACCAUGCGCCGCUGUUCAAUCAGAUGAUCUACAAGCGAUCCAUUCCCGAGGACAUGCCGGGCGGUACCAGCGUGCUUGAGGUGAAAGCGCGUGACGGCGACGGAUCAUCGCCCAACAACCGCGUGGUGUAUCGAAUACAACGCGGCGCAAGCGACAAAUUCGUGAUCGACUCUCGAACGGGGCUCAUUUCUGUCGCCAACGGUUCUUCGCUGGAUCCCGAUAGAACGGAUCCGAAGAGCACAAAAUACACUCUUACUGUGGUGGCCCUAGACGGUGGAAUAGGAGAUCAGCAACUGAGCGCAGCAGUUCUAGUCAACAUUACCAUAGUAGAUGUUAACAACAAACCUCCGAUCUUGGUAGAACCUGAGACAGUACAUGUUAUGGAGAACACACAGGUCGGAACAAUAAUAUAUCGGGCCCAAGCUUAUGAUUUGGACGAGCAGCCAGUACUUCGAUUCGCUUUGGACAAGACGGCAAGCUACGCUAAGAAUGAGGACGGUGUACCUGUACCUAUCACUGAAUACGAUUACCUGUCGUUGUGGGAUUUGAAUACUGUGGAUGGGACUUUGAGAGUUAUGCGGUUAUUAGACAGGGAAAAAGUUGAAAUCAUAAAACUGGCGAUAACAGUGGAAGACAUGGCGGCCAUAGACGGGGGUCCGAUACAGACCGCGGCAGCGACCUUGACCAUCAUAGUGGAAGACGAAAAUGACAAUAACCCAAAGUUCAGAAAGCCGUUCUACAAAACAUCGAUCACGGAGAACUCUAAGAAUGGCAUGCAUAUUGAAACUGUUAUAGCUGAUGAUGCUGAUAAGAAUCGGACCAUGGCGUAUUUUCUUGAAGGACCAGAGGAACUGCUAAAUUUAGUGCACAUGGAAAGUACAACCGGGGAAUUGGUGGUGGCGAGCAAAAUAGACCACGAGACACAUUCAUGGUUGAACCUCACCGUGAAAGCUGUGGAUAGCGGCUUGCCCCCUCGAUACGCUGUUGUGGAAUUGUUUAUACAGGUGUUAGACGAAAACGACAACAACCCUGUGUUCGAAAUGUCGCCGUUUGAAUACCGGGUGAAGGAAGACGUGGAGCUGGGUACUACCAUAGCGAAUAUCAUAGCGAGGGACGCUGAUUCCGGGGAGUACGGGAAAGUCACUUAUCUCCUCGACAGAGUUACUACCCAGGGCAAGUUCCUAAUAAAUGCAGACACGGGUGCUCUGAAAGUGUCUGACUGGUUGGACCGGGAAACGCAACCGUCAUACAACCUCGUAGUGGAAGCGUGGGACAACUACCAGUUUGGCUACCUGAGUGGUGAGAGCAGGAAUGCUUUCAAACAGAUUAUCGUGCAAAUAGAAGAUGUAAACGAUAACCCACCCAUACUAAACCUACCAUCGGAGUGCACGACUAUAACAGAGUUCCACAACCACCGGGAACCGAUCGUAUCUGUCUCAGCCACGGACGCUGACGACAAUAACACCCCUAAUGGACGCGUGCAGUUCCAUCUAGUGGCGGGAAAGGGAUAUGACCUAUUCCGAUUCGAGCAAGUAGGAGGCGAUGCAAACACCGGUCGUCUUUUCGCAAAGCAAUCCCUGAAAGACCGUUUUGGCAACUAUACCUUGAUAGUGGAAGCGCGAGACCUUGGUAUACCGGCUAACGUGGUGAGAGGGGAAUUGCAGCUUUGCGUCACAGAUUACAACGACCACGCGCCUAUAUUCGUACACCCGCCUCAGAACGUCACUAUUAAAGUACCUGAGAACGCAACAAUAGGCACUACGGUUUUGGAGGUCCGUGCAAUAGAUGCGGACAUAGGACCCAACGGGGCAGUCCGGUAUAGACUAAGACAGGACGCACAGGGCUCUUGGAGGUCGUUCUCUCUGCAUGCUACGAGUGGGGCCUUGAGAACCGCUAGAUCACUGGAUCGGGAUAAACAGACUACAUAUCAGCUCAGAAUAGAAGCAUACGACCUCGGUCUCCCAACGCCGCUCAGUUCAGACCUCGACCUCACAGUGUACAUACAGAACGUCGACAACUACCGUCCCCGGUUCCCAUACAAACACAUACACUUGAACAUCACUGAGAACGUUAAGGACUAUAGCACGUACCUGCCCAGUGUGAUAGAGAGAGAUGAGAUAGAUCGGGGGGAUGAGCCGGUGCUGCCCGUGUGCUAUUACAUUGUGGAGGGGAAUGAUGAUGGCAUGUUUGAUGUUGACAGGAAUACGCAUCGGUUAACAUCAAAAUCUCUGGAUAGGGAAGAGAAAGCGCAAUAUUUGCUCACAAUACUGGCGACGGAAGAUUGUUUGACGAAACCAGUGUAUGAUGAAAACUUGCACGGUAUCAGUACGCUGAAAGUUCAUGUCUUAGUGAAUGAUGUUAAUGAUAACAGUCCGCAGUUCUUGAGCAAGAUAUUCACCGGUGGGGUCACAACAGAAGCUGAUUUUGGUAUAGAAUUCAUGCAUGUAAAGGCAAUAGACCUAGACGAAGGUAUGAACGCAAAAAUAACCUACUACCUUAUUGGAGACGUGAAGGAAACUCUGACGGAAGGUCUAGAAAAUCUGGCUGUGUCGCCGUUUUUAGUGGGCGUUGAUACUGGUGCUGUCUCACUCAACUUCGACCCGCAGAAAGGGAUGAAAGGAUAUUUUGAUUUCAAGGUUUUAGCUAACGACACGGACGGUCUAGAGGACGAAGCCCACGUGUUCAUAUAUCUCCUUAGAGAGGACCAAAGAGUGCGUUUCGUUUUACGCGCGCAUCCUUCCGAGAUUCGCGAUAAAAUCAACACGUUCCGGGAACAACUCGCGCGUGUAACGAAUUCUGUUGUAAACAUCGACGAUUUGAGAGUCCAUGAAAACAAAGAUGGUUCCGUGGAUAAUACUAAGACUGAUCUGUAUUUGCACCUCGUUAACGGAGAGGACCAUUCGGUAUUAGAAGUGGACCAAGUAUUGAAACUGGUUGAUAAGAAUAUUGAGCACCUUGAUGAAUUGUUUAAGGAAUUCAACGUCCUGGACACCCAGCCUGCGGAGUACCAGCCGCUGACUGCGGACUCUCUUUCGUCAAAUCAGACGGUGUACUGGCUGGUGUGGACCUCGCUGUUCUUGGCCGUGCUGCUGGUGCUCGCCGUCAUGACGUGUCUGUCGCAGCGAGCGGACUUUGUCAGGAAACUGAAGGCCGCCACUGCCGCUGCUUACUCUUCCCCAACACCAGGCGAGUCGGACAUGACGAUACGCAGCUCGGGCGGUCGAGUGCCCAACACCAACAAACACACCACCAAGGGCUCCAACCCCAUAUGGCUCCACGCUUACGAAAACGACUGGUACAAGUCAGAGGAGCAACUGAGUCACUCCGACAGAGACUCCCUCGACGAAAACGCAGUUGACCAAGACAUGUCCAACGAAAAGCCCUACUUCAUAACCGCAGCUGCCUUUCCCCCCACACAGCCUGAGGGCGAAGCCGAACCGGACCCAACAAGCUACGAUUUCUACCAGCAACUCGAACAGAUGAAAAACGCCAAAAACAUGGAAACGACUGAGCUGUAACUUGUAGGAUAAAAUAUGUGCCUUUUUAAAUUAUGUACCUAUAUUUAUAUAGUUUGUAUAAUAAAUAUUUAACUACAGAACAAUAGGCAGUGGUGGCAGUCCGCCUUGGGACUCAGGAUUUCACUAAAGGACUUCUUGUUUGGAGGCCUCUUGUCCCAAAGUGUAAGAAGUCCUAGUUCCAAAUGUGUUCAGUACAUAAAUUAAAGCCUUUUUAGACCUCUGCCUCCAUAAAUUCAACCACAACAGAUACGAUUGUCACGUGAUAAAUCUUCACAAAACUCGUGCUAACCCCCUUUCGUGAUAAUAACUUUGGAAUCGGAUGGUCGAGCGCGAUAGUUGUGAUUAUCACAUUGCUAGUCUUAAUGGUAGUAGAUUAUUUGCUGAAGAAUUUAUAUCUAUCACAACUUCAGUGUAUAACGAGAGAUGCUUGCGUUAGAACCACCUAUAGCUAUCAAAUAGGUAAACGUGGUAGGUCUGUAUAGGUGUGAAAAGGCUUGUAGACCUGCGUUAGAUUCUUUCAUUACGGAUAAUUAUUUAUUAUUUAUUGGCUCUGCAUCAAAUAAAGGCCAAUAUUAGUCUUGUAUGUUUACUACGUUUUGCAAUUCACUGCCAAACCCACGCUUUUUUUUGUAAUAUCAAUUCCUUUAUUUCAUUCUAGACUCAGCAUCAGACAACGACAAAUAAUUAGGAUACAUUUAUUUAUGUAUGUAACAAAGUACAAUUGUGUGAAAGCUAUCUUAUAUACCUAUCGUCUAAUCUAUUUUACGAGAUAAUUGUCAAUAUAAGUAACAAAACGUUUGUAUCAAUCAAUGUUAUGUUCUGAUGCUACAAAGUGAAUACAUAGUUAUGUACCUACCUAAUUAUUGUCAACUGCCAUUUCGAAUGAAAUUAUUUAUGUAUUUUUAGUUUCUAUAUUCUAUCCAUGGGAAGAUGGCGCUCUCUUUGAUACAAAUGAUAUCUACGCCAAAAUUUCAGUAGAUGUUAACCAUUUUGAGUCACCAGUACAAAUACUCAUCACUGAACCAACCAAUCACAGACAUGUUUUCAAAAAAACAUUUGAAUUUCGAAUCGAAUUUGAACAAUUCGAAAAUAUUUUAAAAACCAUUCGAAAUUCAAUUAGAAACCAGUUUUGUUUGGGAUUGGUUUAUGACUCCAAGUGGUUAGCGCCCACUGAGAUUUUUGUCUCCAUCAUUUGUAUGGGUUUACGUAACAGAGAGAGCGCUAUAGCUAACUUCUUUCCGUGGAUAGGGCAUAGAUAGGUGCCCCGCAUAUUCUGUACCUACUAUUUUAUAGCGAACGUAAUGAAUAUUGUAAAAUACCGGAUAAAA